This is a messenger RNA of Coniophora puteana RWD-64-598 SS2, 1041 nucleotides long. Its product is annotated as GroES-like protein. The coding region runs from base 1 to 1041 and encodes 346 amino acids. NCBI's taxonomy places the organism in Eukaryota, Fungi, Basidiomycota, Agaricomycetes, Boletales, Coniophoraceae. The transcript is spliced from 5 exons. The record is from RefSeq and is a predicted model, not a curated record. Gene Ontology annotation, molecular function: oxidoreductase activity, acting on NAD(P)H.
AUGGCCCCACGCACGCAAACCGCCCUUCUUCUACCCGCCGAGCGGGGCGAGUUCCAGCUGGGAAGCAAGCCCGUCCCUUCACCCAAGGCCGGCGAGGUCCUCGUGCGGAACUCCGCCUCCGCGCUGAACCCCAUCGACUGGAAGGUGCAGACGACGGGUUUCUUGGGGCCGAAGGAGUACCCGGUCGUGCUCGGCUUUGAGGGUGCUGGUUUCGUCGAGGAGGUUGAUAAGGGGGUUGAGGGUUUGAGAAAGGGAGACCGUGUCGUGUCGUAUGGCGAGGGGCAGACGUUCCAACAGUACAGUAUCGCCAGGGCCGAUAUUGUCAUGAAGGUACCAGACUCGAUCACCUUCGAGCAGGCCGCGGCUGUCCCAUCCGCGUUCGUCACCCCUGCCAUCGGACUCUACCAAAAAUCCCCACACGGGCUCGGGUUUGCCGAGACAUGGACCACGUCAGGACGAGAGAAGUACACGGGCGAAGCUAUCCUGAUCAUGGGUGGCUCCACGCAGAACGGCCAGGCUGCGAUCCAGCUUGCCAGACUCUCCGGCUUCUCGCUCAUCCUUACCACUGCCUCGGCGAAGCACUCGAGCCACCUCCAAUCUCUCGGCGCGACGCACAUCCUUGACCGUUCACUCUCUGCCCCGCAGCUUCGUGUCGAAGUGGAGAAGGUGACGGGCGGCAAAGCGCUCAACGUUGCAUACGACGCGGUGGGAGACGCAGCGACGCAGCAGGCGGCAUUUGACGCGCUUGCUCCGGGAGGACAACUCGCAACCGUGUUGCCAUCCAACAUUGCCGAGGACAAGGCGAAAGCGGAGGAGAAGGAGGUGGUAUUUGUCAUCGGGAAUAUCGAUGGGGACUAUAACCAGGAGCUGGUCUCAGGGCUUAUGAAGGUGUUGAGUGGGUUGUUUGAGAGUGGCGAACUCAAGACUGGUACACCCGAGCUUAUAUCGGGAGGACUCGGUGCGAUACCCGCCGCGUUGAAGAGGCUGCAAGCAGGCGGAGCGAGUGGGGUCAAGUUCGUCGUGAAUCCUUGGGAGACGUAG